AAAACAACAUGGCGACACGUGUAGGCAGCAAGGUUUUGUUGACUGCUGCGGACGGAAGUUAUGAGGGAAUAGUUCAUUCCUUCAGUGCAGAUGGAAAACGUCUAGAUCUGAAGAAGGUGGUGUCUUUGCCAUCUAGGAAAAAGUUACCAGGAAGUCAGAUAUUCUUUCGCAAUGAGAUUUUGGAGUUAGAGGUAUUAGAGGCUGCUAAAGAGGAAGAUGAAGAUGAUGAUAAGGAAGAUUUGACAGACAGGUGUCUCCUACGACCUAAGCAAAGUACUCCCCACCUGAAAAGACUUCAUGACUUGGAACACAACAAACUUUUGCUCAACAGGCCCCAGGACACUGAGGCAUCCAGCGGUACAGCUCCACACAGAAAAACAAGGAGGAGUAUAAAGUUCAAACCCCUGGAGAGAAUAUUUGAAGCCCACCACCCUGAGGAACCAGGGGAAGUUAUCUACACUGUGGUGGAUCAAAUAGAUGAUCAGUUUGAAAAAUUGAUGGAUGUUUUCAGGGAGAUGACUUUGGGUCCAGGACAGGAGAUCCUGGGCGUGGCCCUGGAGGGUAUUAACCUAGGCAGAGGAGGAGAGCUGUGCUGGAUACAGAUAGCCUGCAAGGAAUAUGUCUUCCUCUUUGAUGUAUUAACACUUGGUGCAGACUGCUUUAAGUUUGGUUUGAAGGACAUUUUAGAGAGCCAAAAAUUUCUCAAGGUGAUGCACAAUUGUCGCCAAGCCUCGGACAUUUUGUGUCAUCAGUAUGGCGUAGGUCUGAUCAACAUCUUUGAUACCCAGGUGGCAGACAUCAUUGUGUACAAAGUGGAACAUGGUGGAGAUCUGCCCAUGUAUGUCAAUGGCCUGACAGUACUGCUUGACAACUAUUUGGAGGUGGACCCAGAUGAAAUAAGUCCUGCCAUGGUGCGGGAACACUGUAAAAAGGAAGACCUUCAGGUGUGGGCCAAGAGACCCUGUCCAGAGUACCUGCUGGACAUAGCAGUCAGGAAUGUCUUGUACCUACGGGAUCUGCGCAAAGUACUGAUGGAGCGCAUGUUAGGCGAGUUUGUUGCUGGAGUAGACCUCUUUCUCAGUGUGUUGAGAGAUGCAGAUGAUGAUAAGGCGUCCAAGGCAUGGGCUGAAAUUCACAGGCUUCCCCAAAGUUUUCAGCAUAUUCCAAGGAGACUGGAGCGCUACCCAAGGGGGAAAAUACGUGAGGGAGAUUAUAAUUCCCAGGGUUUCCGUGAAAACUGUAGUGGUGUCCGUGACAGCUACAUGGUAUACAGCCAUUCAAGUAUUUGGCAUGCUCAGAGCAGUGGAAGAGGUCGACCAGCAGACAGUGGGCCACUUCAAGCAAGAGCACCAUUGUCCAGUACAUUUAAGUCAGCACCUGGACAGGUGACCAGUUCAAGGUCACCCACUGGUCAGGUGACAAGUUCAAGGUCACCCACUGGUCAGGUGACAAGUUCAAGGUCACCAACUGGCCAGGUGACAAGUUCAAGGUCACCAACUGGACAGGUGACAAGUUCAAGGUCACCAACUGGACAGGUGACCAGUGGGCAUUCAUCACCAGAACAAAUAGUUAAGACUAAGAUGACCAGCGCAAAGUUGCUGUCUGGACAGCCGACUAGCUCAGUAUUUCCAUCGUCCAUAGCAACAGAGCCAACUUACUUACAGCAUGACUUACAGUACUCUUUACCUGCAGAGGAAACUUUGAUAUCUUCUGAGUCACCUGACAAUCUGUGCUCCUCACCAGCUUUAAAUUAUGUUGUGAAGGAGAGGAAUGAAUCAAAACCAACACAGCCUUUUACUGGACAAAAUUCUCCUCAAGUGCCACCUGCUAAUUUUGUUCCUCUUCCUACCAAGCCUUUAGUGUUCAAACCAGCAGGACUAAUGCAGAGUCAAGAUUCCCCAGGGAGAACUAGCCGUGGCAGGACUGCUAACAGGAAGUUUUCAAGUGCAGGGGAAAGUGACUCUAGUUGCUCAGAAAACGAUAAUUGGAAACCUGGGGGUGCUUAUGCAAAGGACAGUGGAAGUUCCAGCUCAAGAGAGCAUGCACUGUUUCCCUUGGACAGUCGAAGCAUUACAUUUGGUGUUCCAAGUUCAGAUCUGUCUGAAGUCCAAAAGACACUAGACGCAGCUGUCCAGCACAGAUAUUCAGGAAGUGGGAGCACAGUGCAUGCUGGGAUUUCAAAUGAGGGAGCAACAGUGCCAAGAGGGAGGAGCAAAUACAAAAUCCCCUUCACAUCUCCAGUUACUGCUUCACAUUUGUCUGAACUCUCAGAAACCCCUGUGGUUUCACUUACACCUCAAGAAAAUAGAAUAGCAAGAAAGAUGCCAGAAACCAUUGACAGUCCCAAUGAGAAUCUCCUCCUAAGAGUUUUGCAGAUGCAGAGCAAAUCUCACCCAUCCAAGCAGAAUCCCCAGAGAGACAUUGCUUUUGAUGGACCCUUAACAGUAGACCCUGGCACUAGUGACACUGGACACCAACAGGACUCAUUGACAGACAGUUUUGCUGUCAGUCCACCAGAGAUUCAAAGAAUGAACAACCUCCCCAUAAGACCAAAUACAAGGUUUUCUAAGCCAGGGAAACUCACGAGUCCACUCAAUGGAAAUGAUUCACCAGUGUAUAAUUGUCAUUACACUGGUGCAGGGAGUGGUGGUGAUGGUCCCCGAGGAGACAGCACUGGUGGAUGCCUGUUGCAAGGAGCCAGGGAGGGUGGGACCAGUUCUGAGGAGGUUCAUGUUCCAUCUGGGGUACCAAGGAUGGCCAAAGUGUAUGGCAAGGGACGGGCACACUACUUACAAAUAGACUGAACUGUUUUUUUUUUUUUUUCCUCAGGCAUUAUGCGAUCAUUACUGGUUCUUCAUUUUCCAUCUUAAAUACUCAGGACAAUAUAUGUAGUAUACUCCACAAUGUAUGUAGUAUACUCUUUCAUACAUUAGAGAAUUUAUUUUUAGGUAUUUAUUUACAAACGCCAUUCAAAUAAGGCAUGCAAACUUGGUUUCCAUCAUAUAAGACAUCUUGCAGUAUUCUAAUUUUGUAUAAUAUAUUUUUUUAAUUUACGGACACCAUUCUGUCUGCAAUAUAGCUAUGCAAUACUAUUGUAGACCAUAUUUCUAUCACAGUAUUUUUUGCAGUGUGGAGUACUGUUUAUAUACAACAUAAUAAAAAACUAUGCCUUAGUGACAGAGCUGCUGCAGACCAUGCAGCUGCUUCAUUUUCAAAUGUCCAUACAUCCCUGCUUGCCACAGCUAAAGUAUAACAACAUUGGAUUUAAGUUUAGUGUACCAAUUACACAUGUAAGUUGUGCCUUAUUGGUUUUGUCAUGCGCCAUUCUACAACUGCAGAACCACAAUAUCUAUAUAUAUGUUAUGAAGAUUUGAAAAUGAAAAAGCUGGCAUGGAACAGAUCUGUAACCAGAGGUAUUAAGAGUCUUGGUUACAACUCAAUUAAUUUGCCCUUGUUAAAGUAUCCCUCAGAAUUUGCUGUAACAUCCUUUACAGAUUUGUUGUAACAUUAUUUACUGCAAUACAAGGGCCUGUUACUUUAGCAAGUUUUGAUCAAAGGAUGGACAGAACUUUCUGGUCAAAAUUUUUAAAAUCUAUUCACCUGAAGGUAAAGCUGUAGGAGUACAUUCAAGUAUGAUAAGGUGUCCCUUUCAUAAAAGGAAAGGAAAUUGCUUCUGUUUAAAACCAGUAGUUAUUCUGCUGUUAUACAUGGACUACUUCAGAUUUAUCCUGAACAGAAAUGGACCAAAAGUUUGGUUGAAAAGUUCGGACCACAUCUGGUCUAAAGUUCCUUCAUGAAACUGGACCGUCCCAUAUAAUCCUCAGGGUUUGCUGCACCGUCCACACUAGAACUUCACAACUGUUGUAAUACAAGUUAAAUACUUUCUACCCCCAUUGCAAUUGUAAUCAGUGAAAAAGACCAAUGGAUUUUUACAUUUUUUUGUUUGUGUCAUGGAAGUAUAUGUAGUGCCUGAUGGCAUUGUAGUUUUAUUAGAAAGUUUCAUGUUCUGCAGUUUAGUGUAGCUUGUUGUCAUAGCUUGACAAGAUAUUUAGUUUUUCUGUAACUGGUGCUAUGUAGAGACUUCAAGAAAAAGAAGCUGAAAAUAAUAAUUUUGGCAGCCUUUAUUUUGGAUGUACUGGUUUUUAAAAAAGCAGUGCAUUAUUUUGAAAUUACAUGUCAAACUAGUCACAGGUGGGAUUUCCUCUCACUUUGGAGAAUUUCACUGUAUUUAUGUUGAUAAUAAAGUUGCAAGUUUU
This is a messenger RNA of Lingula anatina, 4256 nucleotides long. RefSeq lists its product as uncharacterized. Gene Ontology annotation, biological process: piRNA processing; nucleobase-containing compound metabolic process. Gene Ontology annotation, molecular function: nucleic acid binding; 3'-5' exonuclease activity. Gene Ontology annotation, cellular component: PET complex. The record is from RefSeq and is a predicted model, not a curated record. NCBI's taxonomy places the organism in Eukaryota, Metazoa, Brachiopoda, Lingulata, Lingulida, Lingulidae.